This is a messenger RNA of Rosa rugosa (rugosa rose), 1068 nucleotides long. RefSeq lists its product as uncharacterized. The record is from RefSeq and is a predicted model, not a curated record. The coding region runs from base 14 to 1036 and encodes 340 amino acids. The transcript has a single exon. NCBI's taxonomy places the organism in Eukaryota, Viridiplantae, Streptophyta, Magnoliopsida, Rosales, Rosaceae.
UCCAUUUUCGACUAUGAGUAAUUCUCAAAUAUCAUCAUCCUCUUUGUCUUCAAAUGGAACCGAUGAUUAUUAUUAUCGGGUCAUGGCUUCAUUUGAUGAGGAGCAAGAUUUAUUGCUUCGCAUGUAUGCGAAUAAUAAUCACCUCUUGACGGAUUUGGAUGACAAUGAGGACGACGAGGCUGAAUCGAGGCGUAGAGGAGCAGUUCCUGGCCAUAUAGUUAUUAAUCGUCCUCGACAAGAAGCUGGAUAUAAUCUAUACAUGGAUUACUUUGUUGAGGUUCCGCGAUUCGGAGAAGCCAAAUUUCGCAGACGAUUUCGAAUGAGCAACAAUUUAUUUCAUCAAAUUGCGGAAGCCGUCAAAGAUCACGAUAAUUUCUUUGUGCAACAAUGCGAUGGUAUUGGUAAGCUCGGAUUAUCAUCUUUGCAAAAAUUUACAGCUGUUUUUCGAAUGCUUGCAUAUGGUGUACCAGCUGAUGCCCUUGAUGAAUAUUUAAAAAUUGGUGAGUCUACUGCAAUUCGAUGUAUGAAAAGGUUUUGUCGAGCUGUUAUAGAGGUUUUUGGAAACCGCUAUCUAAGAACACCUAACGCCGAGAAUGUUGCGAGACUUUUUUAUAUAUGUGAAGAACGUGGGUUCCCAGGAAUGUUAGGGGGCUUAGAUUGCAUGCAUUGGCGUUGGAAAAAUUGUCCAACAGCUUGGGCAGGAAUGUAUGCAGGGCGUAGUAGAUCACCAACUAUUAUCCUCGAGGCAGUAGCUGAUUAUGAUCUGUGGAUCUGGCAUGCACAUUUUGGUUUACCAGGCUCCAACAACGACAUCAAUGUGCUUGAAGCAUCUCACCUAUUUGCAAAUCUUGCGGAAGGUAAAUCUCCUCCCGUUAAUUAUAAGAUUCUAGAAAAAGAUUAUGACACCGGUUAUUAUUUAGCCGAUGGUAUAUAUCCUAAGUGGUCUACACUAGUGCAAACUAUUCAUGAUCCUCAAGGUCCAAAAAAAGUAUUGUUUGCCAAAAAACAAGAGUCGUGUCGGAAGGAUGUUGAAUGAGCAUUUGGAGUUCUUCAAUCACGUUGGGCAAU